GACGUCUUCGCCAUGAAAGUCAUCCGCAAAUCGGAAAUGCUGCGCGCCUGUCAAGAAGGUCACCUCCGCGCUGAGCGGGACUUUCUCGUCGCUUCUGAGGGAUCCCGGUGGGUGGUGCCGCUCAUCGCCAGUUUUCAGGACAAUACGAAUCUCUACCUCGUGAUGGAGUAUAUGAUUGGCGGGGACUUUUUGGGACUGCUGCUCCGUGAGGAUGUGCUGGAAGAAGGCUGGAUUCAUCGAGACAUCAAGCCGGACAAUUUUUUGAUCAGCGCUUCCGGGCAUUUGAAGAUCUCCGAUUUUGGACUUGCGUUCAAUGGGCAUUGGGCGCAUUCGCAAUCUUACUAUAAUUCUCAACGCGAGACUCUGCUCGACAAACUUGGGAUCAAGAUUCGAGGGGACGAUCAAGAUAUUCUCGACGACCUGGAAGCCUCCACCGCCGACCCCCGCCGUCCCACCCCGAAGCCCUCCCGCAACAAACUCGAUCCCGCCGAUGAAGCAGCGAGGGAAGGCCUCCUCCCUCACCGCAAUCGCACUGAACGCCGCAAACUCGCCCGCUCCAUCGUCGGCACGUCGCAAUACAUGGCGCCUGAAGUCAUUCUCGGCCAACCCUACGAUGGGCGCUGCGACUGGUGGAGUGUGGGCAUCAUUCUGUACGAGUGUCUUUACGGUCGGACGCCGUUUUACUGUGAGAAUCGACAGCGGACGAAAGAGAGUAUCGUACGGUGGAGAGAGACGUUGAAGUUUCCUGAGGGCGUGGAACGCUGGAGUCGACCAGGGAGUGAAGAGGGGAGGAGGAAAUUGGAAGCUCCGACUGCGGUGGUGGUGGAUUUAUUGAGGGGUUUAUUGUGCGAUAAAGAGGGGAGACUGAGUUCGAGGCAGUAUCGACAGGAAGGACGAUUGGGACGACGGAUGAGUGCCGCGGCGAUUGGCGGGAGGGAUGGUAUGGGGAGUGGAGGAGCGAGUCCGUUGGCGAGACAUGUCUAUGCGAACGGCGCGGAGGAAAUCAAGAGCCAUCCGUUCUUCGCGGGGAUUCCUUGGAGUCAGGUGCAUUUGCUUCCGCCGCCGUUUGUGCCGAGGGUGAGGGAACGGCAGAGUAUUACGAAGUAUUUUGAGGAGGAGAAGGAUAUUGUUAGUGAUUUGGGGGAGGAGGGGGAUGGGGGGAGUGAGACGGGGGAAGGGAGUGAGGGGAGUGGGAUUGAGGAAGGGGUGAUGUUUGAGAGGAAGGUCGAGGUGGCGGAGAUGAGGGCCGAGAGGGGGGUGGAUGCGGAGAAGGUGCUGGCGAGGUGUGUGGUGGAGAUGAAUGCGGGUGGUGGGAAGGGUGGAAAGGAGAAGAAGAGGGCGAGGGAUCGGGUUUUGAGGGAUGGGGGGUUGGGGAGGAAGGUUUUGGAGUUGAGGAAAUUGGGGGCGUUUUGGGGGUAUACUUAUCGGAGGCCGAAGGGGGUUGUGAUU
Messenger RNA from Zymoseptoria tritici IPO323, 1449 nucleotides. RefSeq lists its product as uncharacterized. The record is from RefSeq and is a predicted model, not a curated record. Gene Ontology annotation, biological process: peptidyl-serine phosphorylation; intracellular signal transduction. The transcript has 3 exons. Gene Ontology annotation, molecular function: protein serine/threonine kinase activity; ATP binding. The annotation marks the transcript as partial. Lineage: Eukaryota; Fungi; Ascomycota; Dothideomycetes; Mycosphaerellales; Mycosphaerellaceae.